Molecule: messenger RNA, 4443 nt
Organism: Schistocerca gregaria
Lineage: Eukaryota; Metazoa; Arthropoda; Insecta; Orthoptera; Acrididae
Exons: 3
Coding region: 379-3609 (1076 amino acids)
Source: RefSeq, a predicted model, not a curated record
AACAUUUAGUCCCGCGUGCAGUGACGGAAGACGAAUUUUUGUUUGUCGGGCGGUUGGCAUGGCAAAGUUACACAAGGCACAAUUUGUUGUCUGAAGUGGUCGGAGGGGUGGGGGUGGGGGUGGGGGGGUGGGGGGGUUGCCUGUCGAGCGGUCAUGCCAUACCCAGCCGACUGCCCAACGUGAAAAGUUGGUUGGCCAGUUGGCCAAAGCGUCUACACACGUCCAGUUUGUCGGGCGGUCGGUCUGCCGGUUGGAGCAUGUGCAGAGGCCUUGUGGCUCGCAGGGUAGCUUGGGGCGAUGUGUGGAUAUUGUUUACCUCCGAGCGUGUGUGCACUUGGCGGCGACAGUCUGAGAGCGGCUUGAGUGCGGUGAGCUUCCAUGGAGGGGGAAGGUGAGGGGCGGGAGGAGCUGCUUCUCCGAAUGUCGCAGCUGCACCGCGUGCUCCAGCAGACGUACGAACAGCUGGACCUGCUGGAGGAGGAGCAGCAGCAGGGGAGCUACAGCCCGCUGGAGCCUCCAGGCGUCCAGUGUGGGGACGGGGCGCCCAGUGUCGGCAGCAGCUUCCAGACGAUGUCCAUCAUGGCGCGCCACUCCCUUCGCGGCCUCCUGCACCUCUCCAGACGCGUCUCCCUGAUGCGGCUGCGCCUCCUCAAGAGGGACAUCGAACUCGAGAUGGCCGCCACCGCACAGCACUUGGCAGACUUACUCGAAGCUGACUCGUCAGAAGGUGAAUCUUCAUCUUCAGCAGAGCAGAACAAAAGUGACGGGGGAUUCUCCACCGAAUCUCUGAAACAAUUUGCCCACUCGUCAGCUAGCGGUUCUGCCUCCUCACCGGGACCUCCAGCAAGAGAGAUAGGCGCGAAGAACGAAGAUCACUCGCCGGAAGAAUCGAGAAAGAACAACGUCAGACCACCAGUAAGAGUGACAGACUCGCCGUCUGCUGUUCCGUCGUUAAACAUGGCUGGGACGUCAUCCGGCAUGCAGUCAGGAGCCAACAACAACCAAGCAGACAAUCGAGAAGAUCAAAUGCAUUUCUCCGCAGCAACAAAUUCCGCAGCUGAUGGAGACCGAAAGGACAGCUCCCAGUCAGUGCCUCCUUCGGAAAUGGCCGUUCCUUCGACAGGCUUUCUUGCCUCAGUUGACACCAGUCAAAUACAGAUGCUGACCCCAACGCACGAUGUUCACUUGGAUGAUGACAAAACAUCAGCGGAAGAGAUGGCCAGUGUAGCGAGCGAGCUCAUGGCAGGUGGAUAUAGCUCAGCAGGUGCUGCAUCAGACCCACAGGAAAUUACAGAUUCUGAGUCGGCGGAUGUUCGUGCAGACGCUAAAGGCAUUUUCAAAACACACAUUUUCUCUACAGACAAUUCAUUGAGUUUUAGCAGUUCACCAGUAACUGGUAACUGCCGAGGAGGUUCUCUGGUCAGUGAAGAUAACCACAGGAGAGAACAUUCUGCUACGCAAAUCUCAUCAAACUGUCAGAAUGAAAUCAUUUCGUCAACAGUGGGAUUCAACUCUGAAACAGAUGAAACCUCUGUAAUUUCUCACUCAGAAAGUGGCAACUCUAACAAGCAAGACAGUCCCUUCUCAGCUGGCAAAUUCUUGGACAGUUCCCAUCUAGUGGGGUUUACUGUAUCACCCAGUAACUCGUCUGCAGAAGCUCAGAUUAAGGAAGGUACCAGCAGUAAGACAGAGCUUCCUCCUUGUGCGCACAUUUCACCAGGUUGUCAGGGUGAAACUGCGGGCUCCUCGUUAGUGGACAUUCGUUUCGAAACCCCUACUGAAAAUUCCACUGGACUUGGUCUGACACAAGCAAGUAGCAUGAAGGACCACUGCCGUGGAACAGAUGGUUCACCAAGCUGUCAAUACAAAACAGAACGUCCCGUUACAGUAGAUACCCAAUCACAAAUAAGUGUUGAAAUCAAGAAAGAGAGCCAGCCUAAAGGAGACACUUCAUCAGAAUCAGUGAGAGCAAGGUAUAAUUAUCAAUCGACGAAUACAGAUGCAAAUACGGAAAGAUACUCGUUGAGUGUUACGAACGAAGCUACCGCUGGUGAAGAAGGCACUGGGGAACUCCACAACUCCUCACCGAGAGGCUCAACUGAAAGAUCAUCCCGAAACUGGCAAUCCCCAUCAUCUGAGAGAGGCUUGCAGUCAGUCUAUUUCUCAGCUAGCCCACAUGUCAAGAGAGAGAGUGAAGUUGCUUCAGCCAAAUUACCAGACGCCCAGUGUUAUUCAGGAGGUUCGCUGUCAGUCAGAACGGAUUCAGAAGGAAGCCCCGAAUCAAUGAGCCAGGAGAUUUCUUCAGCAGCCAAAAUAUCACAUAGUCCGCAUAAAACGGAGGAAUCGCCAAAAACUGGGGCACAAGUGAAAAUAUGCCGCUUCUCAGCAAGCCCACAGAUGAUAGAGAAAUUGGGAAGUCCUCCAACAACGAAAUUGUCAGAUUCUCAUCCUGCUGGGCUUCAUUGUGAAUUAUUCCACAUCUCAACGAGUUCUCAGGCUAGAAAGAAACGGCGGAGUCCUCCUUCAACCACAUCACACCACCAGCAAGAAACUGAGGAUUCUUCUAGGCCUAGAACAAGGUUGAAGACACUUCGCUUCUCGACAAGCCCCCAGAGAUUGACGAAGCAGAAGAGACCUUUUGCAAAAAGGGCAUCAAGAGCUUGUCAGAAAGGUGAGGAUAAUCCACCCUCAGCUGGUACGCGUUCAAAAGCACUUCGUCUCUCAGCGAGUCCCCAGCGAAUGGUAAAACAGGAAAUCCCAUCUCCAACCACAUCACUGAAUUGUCAAAAUGAGGAGGGCCCUCCAUCCAGGACUCGUUCAAAAGCCGUCCGCCUCACGAGAAGCCUCAUAUUUCCAGAAGGAAGUAAGCGCGAAGGUGAAGCUAUUCCACAACAUCGCUACCCACGAUUUCAAAGCAUUGUUUCAACACCAGUGACAACACGCUCAAGAAGUUUUCUUAAAUUUCGGCAAAGUUUGCCUGUUGGAAACACGGUCUCGUCAAGCAGUUCGUCAGGGCGUCAGAGUGAAGUGGAAAUUUCUCCAUCGGUGGUCACUCGUUCUAAAGCAGGCCAAUUAUCCUCUGGACAUAAUCGAACGAAAUAUGUUAGCCAGUCACCCUCUAAGGUUUAUCCUUCAUCCGGCACACAACAAAAAGUUGAUCGGCUGUCGACUGGCGUUAAGAGCAAAAUAAGUAGCUCCUCUAGAGCACACAGUCUCUCUUCUCAAAAUAGUCCACCAGAGUUUCAGAGCAAAAAGAAUGGUUCUCUAUCAGCACGCAUAUGGCAAAAGGGGAGCAGUAUCUUUACUAGAGCUCACACUGAAAGAAACAGAACGACGAAAAAGCCCAAGCUUACUUCAACAGACAAUGUACACGAAACGUCUUCCGUUUCGUCUUCUGCUCAGGCAGAAGCCACCAAAAUUUCUGGAGAUGUUCCUGUGAAAAUCAGCAGUCAAUCCAAUACCGACAAGGUAUCAGCAGUAAGUACCUGUCACCGUGGCCCUGAAAUGGAUUCCCCAGCAGCCCACACACGUUUCAAGUUUUUGAACUUUUCGUGGAGAGCACGGAACGCAGAAAUAAAGGGUGCCUCAGAACAGCAGGCAAGUACUUAAGCAAAAUUAGCACCUCUGCCGACAACAAAUUAGCAGGCACAUAAAUCAAAGAUUGCGUCGGAACCGAAGGAGAUAAUCCUCGCUCAAAGGAAAAAUUAUUAGGUCGUUAUUACUUCGUAUUUCUAGUUAAUUCCCGAAAAAGAGGUUGCCACCCAUUUGGAUCUCUGACCAAAGAUAAUGUACCGCGUUACAUCCCCUGACUUAAUCAAACAUCUGUGUUAUAUCAGAAGAUUCUCUGACAAUGGAAGUGGCCCAAAAAAUGUUAUCGGUUCAUUUGGCAGUUCUGCAAGACCGCUAUGUAACGAGGACGAUACUUUUCACUGUGCACGCGUUUCUAAAGGAGGAGUCUAUGACUUGGUCAGCACGUGACAAUAGGAACUAAUAUGUAGAACACUGGUUGUCUCAGGUUAGGUUGAAAUAGUAACCUAGUAUAUGAGACUUCAACUUUUUUUUACUAUUUAACAUUUAUUUUAAACUAGAUUUUGUAUGAUGUCUUUAUAUUUGAAAGCAAUAUUAUUCAGUGAUGCGCCAGAUCUUGGCCACCAAUUUACUACUACAACUUAUUACUUUUUUAAUCCGUUUGAGAUUAGCGACUAACUUAAUAUCAGAAAUGGAGACAACGAAGUAGAUGAGCGAAGGAAUUAUGCUACCUAGGAAGCAAAGGAACAGGGAUGAAGCGACAAAGGUGUAAGAGGCAGACUAAGGCAGAUGCAGAGGGCAUUCAUGACCGAGAGAAGUCUACUAGUGUCAAACACCAAGAAAUUUCUAAGAAGGUAGAUCCGGAGCACAGCACCGUAUGGCAGCGAAUCGUGAACUCUUGGAAGACCGGAGAAG